AUGGUCAACCUCCUGAUCACGGGCGGGCUUGGCUUCCUCGGCCAGCAGGCUGCUCGCCGCUUCCUUCGGCGCGGCGCCGCGCUGUGGAGCCCUGUCGACCGCUGCCUCAAGCCGCUCUCGCAGCUGACGCUCUUCGACGCGGGCGGCAUCCCGGACGACCUGCCCGCGGAGAUCACGCAGGACGAGCGCGUGCAGGUCAAGAUCGGCGACAUCACCGCCGAGGGCGUACCCGCAGAGCUGGUCGACGAGCCAGACAUGGCGGUGCUUCACCUCGCCUCGAUGGUCUCGGGCGACUCGGAGCUCAACCCGGACCGCGCGUGGGAGGUGAACGUGCUGGCGCAGCGCGCGCUCCUCGACGCUCUGGCCGCCUCCGCGCCCGGCGCCCGCUUCCUCUUCACCUCCUCGACGGCGACGUUUGGAAGCCUGCCGCCACAUGCGCCGCCCGACUACGCGGCCGGCGACGGGACAAAGCAGCUGCCCGGCAACACAUACGGCUUCUGCAAGGUGGUGUGCGAGCUGAUGGUGAACGACUACGCGCGGCGCGGCGCUGUCGACGGGCGCGGCCUCCGGCUGCCCGUCGUCGUCGUUCGGCCAGGCGCGCCACCGCCCCUCGCCACCGCCCGCCGUCACGCUGCUGGAGCGCUUGCCGGCCCCAUCCUUUAG
Molecule: messenger RNA, 663 nt
Organism: Emiliania huxleyi CCMP1516
Lineage: Eukaryota; Haptophyta; Isochrysidales; Noelaerhabdaceae
Exons: 1
Coding region: 1-663 (220 amino acids)
Source: RefSeq, a predicted model, not a curated record